Molecule: messenger RNA, 2181 nt
Organism: Mus musculus (house mouse)
Lineage: Eukaryota; Metazoa; Chordata; Mammalia; Rodentia; Muridae
Gene: Nherf4
Product: NHERF family PDZ scaffold protein 4
Exons: 11
Coding region: 10-1506 (498 amino acids)
Cellular component (GO): plasma membrane; brush border; cytoplasm
Source: RefSeq, marked validated
GAUCCAACUAUGGAGGCAGCUGCAGAUCUUCGGGACACGGCCUUGUUAACUCUGAAGUUUAAGUUUAAUCCAAGGCUGGGCAUUGACAAUCCUGUCCUCUCCCUCGCUGAAGACCAGGACCAAUCUGAUCCCUGGAACCUGCACCGGCCUCGCUUUUGUCUGUUGAGCAAGGAGGAGGAAAAGACUUUUGGGUUCCAUUUGCAGCAGCAUCUAGGCAAGGCUGACCAUGUGGUGUGCAGGGUCGAUCCGGGCACCUCAGCCCAGCGCCAGGGUCUCCGGGAAGGAGAUCGGAUCCUAGCGGUGAACAAUAAUAUUGUGGCACAUGAGGACCACGCGGUGGUAGUGCGCUACAUCCGGGCCAGCGGUCCCCGGGUAUUGCUGACAGUCUUGGCACAACACGUGCAUGAUGUGGCGCGUGUUCUGCAGGGGAGUGACGCUUUCCUCUGUCCUACCCUACCCUCGGGGGUCAGGCCCCGGUUGUGCCAUGUAGUAAAAGAUGAAGGCGGCUUUGGCUUCAGCGUCACCCACGGAAGUCGAGGUCCUUUCUGGUUGGUGCUCAGUGCAGGAGGAGCUGCUGAGAGGGCAGGGGUGCCCCCUGGAGCCAGGCUGCUGGAAGUGAAUGGGGCCAGUGUGGAGAAGCUCACAUACAACCAGCUCAAUAGGAAGCUUUGGCAGAGUGGAGAUCAGGUGACUCUGCUGGUGGCAGGGCUGGAGGUAGAGGAACAGUGUCACCAACUAGGAAUGCCUCUUGCUGCACCCCUGGCAGAGGGCUGGGCAUUGCCCGCCAAGCCCCGAUGUCUAAACAUAGAGAAAGGACCUGAAGGCUUUGGGUUCCUGCUCCGGGAGGAGAAGGGCCUGGAUGGCCGACUUGGGCAGUUCUUGUGGGACGUGGAUCCAGGACUACCAGCUGACAAGGCUGGGAUGAAGGCUGGAGACCGCCUGGUGGCUGUGGCCGGGGAAAGCGUGGAUGGGCUGGGCCAUGAGGAAACAGUGUCUAGAAUCCGGGCACAGGGCUCUUGUGUCUCUCUCAUUGUCGUCGAUCCUGAGGCUGACCGCUUCUUCAGCAUGGUACGCCUGUCUCCCCUCCUCUUCUUGGAGAACACUGAGAUUGCUGCUCCUCCUCUGGCAGAGACCAAGGAUCUUCCGGUUGAAGACACAGUUGAGCCUUCUGGCCUUGCUGGCUCCUGCCAAUGCUUCUUGUACCCGGGGCCUGGAGGUGGCUAUGGAUUCAGACUCUGCUGUGUGGCCAGUGGGCCUUGUCUUUUCAUCUCCCAGGUGACCCCAGGAGGCUCAGCUGCCCGGGCAGGGCUGCAAGUGGGAGAUACAGUUUUGGAGGUGAACGGAUAUCCUGUGGGCGGAGACAGUGAACUGGACAGGCUUCAGCAACUGACUGAGGCUGAGCCACCCCUCUGCCUGAAGCUAGGAGCUAGGAAUCCGCAGGGCUUAGAAGCCUGGAUUUCCUUGGAGUCUGGAGAGGACUGGACUCUGGCUUCAGAGUUGCUAUAGGACAUCCCUGUUCAGCCUAGCUUACCAGCAUAGACUUGCCUAGUAGUUCUCCUGCCCUCGCUCUGCACCCUGAGGUGGAGGGAGCUGGGAACAAUCUCUUGAAGUUGGAAUUGGGAGCUGGAGGAUUCAGAAACCACCAAUCACAGGACUGCCAGGGACCUUCUCCUUUCUCAUGAGCCUACCUCCAGCAGAGGGGUGUGGACAGAGACCGAAGGCGGGCUCCACAGGGAGCCUGAGACGCCACAGGAUGCUAUAUGUGGACAUUUUGGGGAGCUGUGCGCCAAAGAUGCAGUUCUGCUCAAGAAGAUGACGCUGUGGAGCCACCGAGGAUUGAAGCCAUGGAGAACAUAGGUUAGAUGUGGCUCUGUUGUCAUCUGGCAGAAGGAUUGAUUGGAGGUGUAUCUUCCUUCUACUGUGGAUACCUUAGAGUCUUGGGAGCUGGUUCUUGGCUAUUGUAAUGUCCUGGUACAGCCUUUCCCAGCUGGCUGGUGAGAUAGCUUAAAAGGUAAAGGUGCUGGCUUCUAAGCCUGGCAACCGGAGUUGACUCACCAGAACCACACGGUAGAAGAAGAGAACCAGCUCCUGGAAUUUGCCCUCUGACCUCUUUGUGAGCACUUUAGUAUACAUACGCUACUGUCCAAAUAAAUAAGUAAAUGUAUGUAUAUGUAUACAGAC